UAGGUGUUUUUCAUGAAGUCCUUAGGUCACAGAUGGGAGGAGAUGGUAGGAAGUCUUGCGUGAAUAUCACUUUACGUGAUGUUGAAGGAAACGUGAUUGAGGUUGUGUUAUGGGAUGAUUACUGCAAGCAAUUCUCGACCUACAAUACCUCUGGCACACAGAAAAAAAGUCCUACAAUCAUUGUCUUGACACAUGCAUGGUGCAAGCCAAACAAAGUUUCUGGUUUACCAUCUCUCUCUAAUGCUUGGAAUGGUUCUCGACUCCUCAUCAACUUGGAACAUCCACAAGUGGAAGAAUUCAAAGCUAGCUAUGUUGCAAAUGAUUCAUCCAAUGCCCCUGCGCUUUCCUUGUCUUUAACCUGUGAUUCAUCUCUUCAAUCGGCUAACAAGAAUUGGAAGAGUCUCGACGAGGUCCAAAGUAUCCGUGCAAUUGUUGAGUUAAAAAAGGAUUGUUAUGCAACCACUAUUGGAACUACAAAGUAUUUCAAAGCUUCCAAGUUUGGCUGGUUUUUUGAAGCAUGCCCAGGCUGUAAAGCUUCUAACAAGUCACUCGGCGAAACGUUUCAAUGUUCGUGCGGAAUUUCCAAUGUUGAACCAGUGACUAAAUUCAAAAUUGAGGUCGAGGUUGUGUAUGAAAACUACGGUGGUACUUUUGUUUUUUGGGACAAGGAUGUUAUUCCUUACACAAAAUUGAAUGCGAAGGAACUGAAACAACUUAUGAAGGAGGCUGGAGAGGAUAACCCGAAGAUUUGGCCUGCACAUCUCGAUGUACUUUUGAAUAAAGACUUGGUCUUCCGCGUCAAAUAUCAAUCUGAUUUCGGUCAAUUCUCUAUUGUCACUAUACUUAACGAUGACAACUUAUACGAGAAGUUUGACAACUACCUCACACCUAAUGAGAAUUUGAUACAACCAACAAAUAACCAAUCUGAGGAAUUCUUGCAGCAAGAAUCAAUGGAAGCUGUUAAAGAAAUUCCGGCAAAUGGUCUUACUGAGGAACCUAUCCAACCUAAUGUAAGCCAUUUACUACAACAUCUCAGCCUUUAA
Molecule: messenger RNA, 1043 nt
Organism: Vicia villosa (hairy vetch)
Lineage: Eukaryota; Viridiplantae; Streptophyta; Magnoliopsida; Fabales; Fabaceae
Exons: 7
Coding region: 33-1043 (336 amino acids)
Source: RefSeq, a predicted model, not a curated record